CUCGGCACUGGAAGCCUCUGCUCACAGUUUUUCUUCACUUCUCUUGGGUGCCCCACACCAGGGUCCCCUCUUGCCCAAAAUCCGGAUGAAGAAUUUCCUUCUACUAGUGAGUCUGUGUUUCCUUGGAUCUGCCAGAGGAGCAUCAGCUCAAUCUGAGGAGCUUCUUGGCCCUAUGGAUCAUCAAGCAUCAGUUCAGCAACUCUCAAGUGACUACUUUUCACUUGCAAACCCUUCGGAUGAGGCUUUAUAUGAGACUUCUUCACUCGACAACACUUUAAGUGAGCAUGGCUCAAGUGAGACUGCCGCAGCCCAACAUGCUUCUGGUGAGCCGCUGGCAGUUGAACACGCAAGUGGGCCGGCUUCAGUUGAUCACGCUACUGCAGUUGAGCAUGCUCCAGGGGAGGCUGCUGCAGGUGAGCGCACUCUGAAUGAGCACACUUCCGGUGAACAACCUUCUGCGGAACAACCUAUAGGUGAGCAGCCUCUAGGCGAACAGUCUGUCGGUGAACAGGCCAUAGGUGAACAGCCCACAAACGAACAGGUUGCAAGUGAUAAACCUGCAGGGGAGCAGUCUGCAGUGGAACCGAUCUCAGCCGAACAGGUCUCGGGUGAAUCAGCAGGGGAACAGCCCUCAGAACUCCCACCUUCAAGCACAUUUUCAGGCCCAUCGUUAAGCUGCCACACAUGCUCUUAUAUGAAUGACCAAGGAAAAUGUCUUCGUGGAGAGGGAGUCUGCUCCACUCAGAACUCCCAGCAGUGCAUGUUAAAGAAGAUCUUUGAAGGUGGAAAACUUCAAUUCAUGGUUCAGGGCUGUGAGAACAUGUGCCCAUCCAUGAACCUCUUCUCCCACGGAACCAGGAUGCAAAUUAUAUGCUGUCGAAAUCAGUCUUUCUGCAACAAGGUCUAACAGCCUAUGCCUUGGCUUCUUUAUCUGACUCAGGCACAAAAGUCCUCCACCACACUAAUGGACUCAACUUAUAUUUAGUGUCUUCCCCAGGCAACUGCUAAUUACAUCUUUCUCUGCCUGUCAGACCAGAAGCUCUAAUAUCCUAUCUUUCCUCUCCAUGCCAUUACCCAUCCUUCUCUGCCCUCCAUCUUUCCUAUUCCUUUACCCCAUCUCUCAACAUUCUUUUCUUUCUCAAUAAAUUUUGCAUAAUUAAAGA
Molecule: messenger RNA, 1163 nt
Organism: Capra hircus (goat)
Lineage: Eukaryota; Metazoa; Chordata; Mammalia; Artiodactyla; Bovidae
Gene: ACRV1
Product: acrosomal vesicle protein 1
Exons: 4
Coding region: 86-907 (273 amino acids)
Source: RefSeq, a predicted model, not a curated record